CUCUAGAAGUGAAAUUGAAAUUGAAAUCCCUUUACCGGUGAGUGACUGCUAAUCCCCGCUCUCACUGUAUGGAGCCCUCUCCUCUCUUCACUGACGACCCCGCUCGCCGGCCGAAACGCCUGGAAGCCGGUAUAAUCUCUAGGAUCCAUCUCGAGAACUUCAUGUGUCACAGCAAUCUCGACAUUGAGUUCGGAGACUUGGUUAACUUCAUCACCGGUCAAAAUGGGAGUGGAAAGAGCGCAAUAUUAACGGCACUUUGUGUCGCAUUCGGCUGCCGAGCUCGUGGUACGCAGCGAGCGAAUACACUAAAGGAUUUUAUCAAAACUGGCUGCAGCUCUGCGCUUGUCCAAGUUGAGAUAAAGAAUCAAGGUGAAGAUGCUUUCAAGCAUGAACUGUAUGGAGACACCAUCACCGUGGAGCGUAGAAUCUCAGAAUCUGCUGGUGGCAGCAUCACAUUAAAAAACAGUCAAGGUAGAAAAAUUGGCUCCAAGAGAGAUGAUCUCCGUGAGAUUGUAGAAUACUUCAAUAUUGAUGUAGAGAAUCCAUGCACAACCAUGACACAAGACAAGAGUAGAGAAUUUCUGCAUUCAGGCAAUGACAAAGACAAGUUCAAGUUCUACUUCAAGGCAACACUUCUUCAACAAGUGGAUGACCUACUAAGCGGUAUUGACAAGCAGCUACAAGAUGCAAAUGGCCUAAUUAGUCAUUUGGAAGAUUCCUUAAGGCCGGCAAAGAAGGAACUUGAUGAAUUACAAGAAAAGAUAAAAAACAUGGAAAUUAUGGAGGAGAUGUCACAACAGGUGCAGCUAUUAAGAAAGAAACUAGCUUGGUCGUGGGUAUAUGAUGCUGAUAGAAAACUUGAUGUGCAACAUACGUUGAUUGAAAAGCUAAAAGGAAGGAUACCUAGCUGUCAAGCAAUGAUUGACCAGAAUCAUCACAAGAUGGAAAAAUUGAAUGAUCGAUUGGCAGCAAAGAAAGAUGAAAUAUCAAAUAUGAUGGAAAGAACAUCUGAAGUUAGAAGAUUGAAGGAGGAUCUACAGCAAAAUCUUUCUAUGGCUGUGAAGGAGCAGCUUGAGCUAACAGGGGAACAAGAGCGCAUAAAUAGGCAAAUUGAUAAUAUGGUUAAACAGGUCAGAUCACUCGAGAGGCAGAUCCAGGAAAUGCAUGAGCAGUAUCAGCAAAAUACACAGGCUGAAGAAAAUGAGAUGGAGGAAAGGCUUAGGGAACUUCAAGCUGAAGUUGAUAAAGCUAAUGUCAACACUCAGAGAUUGAAGAUGUCGAUAAAAGCAAUCGUGAUAUUUCCUCACGGAUACGGGAAAUCCAAAUGCAUCAAAGGAAUAAGGUUGACUGAAAGACUUAAGCGUGAGGGCCAAAGAUUUCCAGAAUCAAUUGAUGAUCUCAGAAUGUUACAUGAGAAAAAAGAGCGUAAAAUAUCAAGAAAACUGCGUACUUACAAAGCCUUCAAGGAAAAGUUGGAAGCAUGUGAAAAGGCACUAAACGUGAGAUGGGGCAAAUUCCAGAGGAACGCUACUCUUUUGAAGCGUCAGCUAACAUGGCAAUUCAAUGGCCAUUUGAAAAAGAAAGGGAUCAGUGGUCAGAUCAAAGUUAGUUAUGAAGAGCAGACUCUCUCAGUAGAGGUAAAGAUGCCGCAAGAUGCAUCAAGCAGCACUGUUCGUGACACUAGUGGACUUUCAGGUGGUGAGAGAUCCUUUUCAACAUUAUGUUUUGCCCUUGCACUUCAUGAGAUGACAGAAGCACCUUUUCGGGCAAUGGAUGAAUUUGAUGUAUUUAUGGAUGCAGUUAGCAGAAAAAUCAGCUUGGAUGCUAUAGUGGAUUUUGCUUUGGCCCAAGGUUCUCAAUGGAUAUUUAUAACCCCACAUGUCAUCAGUAUGGUUAAAAAUGAUGAAAGGAUCAAGAAGCAACAAAUGGGUGCUCCUCGAGGGUGAUUCUUCAAAACUGCAACUCGUAUCACAGGGUGUUUCGACUAUCAGUUCUGCCAAUUAUCUAGGUUUUUUUUAUCAUCUCUGUUAGGUGGUCUCUUCGCUUUAACUAUGUAAGUUUUUCGCAUUGGUGUUUAUGGGUUCAGAAAUGGCACAGAUUCUUGCUUGCAGUUUCACUUAGUCUACGAGUCAUGUUGAGGAG
This is a messenger RNA of Salvia splendens (bonfire salvia), 2142 nucleotides long. Its product is annotated as structural maintenance of chromosomes protein 6B. Gene Ontology annotation, cellular component: Smc5-Smc6 complex; nucleus; site of double-strand break. Gene Ontology annotation, biological process: double-strand break repair via homologous recombination. The record is from RefSeq and is a predicted model, not a curated record. Bases 69 to 1946 code for a protein of 625 amino acids. Gene Ontology annotation, molecular function: single-stranded DNA binding; damaged DNA binding. The transcript has 18 exons. NCBI's taxonomy places the organism in Eukaryota, Viridiplantae, Streptophyta, Magnoliopsida, Lamiales, Lamiaceae.